AUGUCGAUGAUCGGGGAGCCACAACACGAGCGACCAUCACUAGACGAGAGUCCGAAGACCUUCCUGCAAGUCCAGGUGCAAGACUUUGGGACUUCAAGCCUUGAUAUUGACUUGCAGACGCUGGAGGCCUUCCGCAUUGCGCCGCAGUCGCAGCCGCAGAAGGCAGCAGAAGCAGAGCAACAGAAGCCUCAACGGACCUCGACAAUGACGCCCAUCGCGGACAUGUUCGCCAGAAGGGCCACCACCCUUGCGCCCGCAGUGGUCAACAUGUCUUCGCUCAACAAGUCUUCACCAUCACUAAUCACAUCACCCGUAAACAAACCCGGCAGGGUCCCUGCCGAAGAACGUCGUCCUAGCCUUGCUCCCUCCCAUGCGGCACACGCACCGAGCCCUACCGCCAGCGUAACAAUCAUCAGCUCCAGUCAUGGUCAAUCACACAGCUCAAAGCCAUGGCCGCCCCCUGCGACCUCGCGCGUUGUUGCGCCCAUUCGUACUCAAGUUCUCACUAGCUCGGGCUCCAAACAGCCCAACAGCGCGCAGCUUCGCGAGCCACGACGCGCCGCAUUUGUGCCGUCGAGUCCCGCCCCUAUCAACACUUUAGGGCCUAUCAGCAAGCCCCGCCAAAAUUUCAAUGCCGUUGCUGAGCCGCAGGGGCUUCCGCAACACGCGGAAAAGCGCCAUUCGACGCCUGCAGCGAAGCCGUUGUUGAUUACGGUACCAAGUUCGCUGCCUGCAGAAAAUGCCCGAGCAGAUCGGAGAAGGUCUUGGCAACAGGCGCCGACAUCACACCCUUCAGGGAUGUCGACACCGUCCGCACCACCAUCUGCAUCAGCACCGUGGCGUGGUAUUACCAACCGACAAGUAUCAGCACGCCUUGGAACGGAUCGCCUUGCCUGGAUCCGGGAGCUCGAAGAGUCCAAGAAGAACAGGCCGACUAUCAGCGGCGAUCUCCCUGUGCUCAGGACGAUGCAGGGAAGUGUUGCGGACAAGCUGGCCAAGUUCGAGAGCAAACAGCUACAGCAGCAGCCGGUACCACUCACCCGCUCGAACUCAACCAGGAGUCGCACGACGUCAGUAGCAGACACUUUCUCCUCGUAUGGGGGCAUGACCACAACCCGGUCGUCACUUGAUAGUCACCGCACAUCGUCCGUUUUCUCGCAUUAUGACGACUCGUUCCGCGAGAAGAUGGAGCUUAUCACCGGGAAUGCCAACCGCAAGGCGGCUGAUGACAAUGAAGAAAAACUUGCCCUGACACGGGUCACAUCUACCUUUGUGUCAGUGGGAAAACGGCACAAGCAGGCAAACGUUGACAAGGCUGAGGCGGUUUGA
Colletotrichum spaethianum is the source of this 1329-nucleotide messenger RNA. RefSeq lists its product as uncharacterized. Bases 1 to 1329 code for a protein of 442 amino acids. The record is from RefSeq and is a predicted model, not a curated record. The transcript has a single exon. NCBI's taxonomy places the organism in Eukaryota, Fungi, Ascomycota, Sordariomycetes, Glomerellales, Glomerellaceae.